AUGGAAAGUUGCACAUAUCUGGAUCAACCUCCUUCUUCUAGGUGGACCGUGUGGCACUUUACAGGCCGUCCAUUGGCACAUGAGACUGUGGAAAAGCGGGCCAAUCCACGACCUGCUACAGUGGAUCUACCUGCAGUCACAGAACAUGAAUUGUACCAGGUCCUGCCCCGUCCAUUCCCACCAGAUCAGCUGCCUCCUCCUCCUGCACUUCCUAUAGGUCAGAGAGCCGACGGAAAAUCGGUUGCUCAGUUACCAGCAAUUCGUUUGGAGAAACCGAAGGCCUAUGUACCACCGUCGCUGCGAAAUCGCUCUGCUACCGCCAUCCAUGCCGCCAAUGUGGCCUCAGGUCGUCCCAAUCGUAACCUCUGUUCCGCUGCGCACCUCGCUUUUACGUCCGACACCGGUGCUACUGCCACUGCCCCUCGCGGUCCCAUUGGGGGAGUGGCCAUUGAGUCUGGAGCCUCCAAACAGGGAGGAAAGAAGAAGAAGAAGAAGGGUGGUAAUGGAAGCGGUGGAAAUCAGCCCGCCGAAACCCAACAAACUUCGCCCAAUCAGAAGCAAAUCAAUUUCCUCAGGAAGAAACUGGGUGAAAUUGAAAGGCUGAAGGUGCUUCAGAAGACCACAAGACUAGAAAACACCCAGUUGGAGAAGAUAGCAAGAGAGGAGGGUCUGCGACGCGAACUAGAGCAGUUAGAGCUUUGUAAAUAA
Molecule: messenger RNA, 708 nt
Organism: Hydatigera taeniaeformis
Lineage: Eukaryota; Metazoa; Platyhelminthes; Cestoda; Cyclophyllidea; Taeniidae
Source: the annotation of a GenBank genome assembly